AUGAUCGGUGCAGCGGCCCGCGGCCUCCUAGAGCCGAUUAACGAAGUCUGGGAGAACUCGCGCUUGCCGAAGCAAUGGAAGGACGCCGAGGUCCGCUUCAUUCCAAAGCAUGGCAAAGCCCUCACGAUAGACAAAACGCAGCCCAUCUUCCUCACGUCCUGCGUAGGGAAGGUGAUGGAGCGCAUGGUUUUUCACCGGCUGCAGAAGCACCUCGAAGAAACGGAUAAGAUGCCGGAGACGAUAUACGGCUUCAGACAUCUCAGCACCCAAGACGUGAUAAUCCAACUCCACGAACUGGUCGUCAAGCAGGCAACGAGGCACGCGCCACGCGGGAUACUCGCCCUCGACCUGAAGGGAGCGUUUGACAACGUGUCCCACGCGAGCAUGUUGCAAAGUCUGAACAAGAACAGGUGUGGCCAAAAGUCAUUCGGCUGCAUAAAAGAUUUUCUGUCAAACCGAACGGCGACCAUCAGGAUAAGGGAGGAGAACUCGGACCCUGUCUAG
Dermacentor silvarum is the source of this 504-nucleotide messenger RNA. RefSeq lists its product as uncharacterized. The transcript has a single exon. Bases 1 to 504 code for a protein of 167 amino acids. NCBI's taxonomy places the organism in Eukaryota, Metazoa, Arthropoda, Arachnida, Ixodida, Ixodidae. The record is from RefSeq and is a predicted model, not a curated record.